This is a messenger RNA of Phycodurus eques (leafy seadragon), 6373 nucleotides long. It is a transcript of the gene elk1, whose product is annotated as ETS transcription factor ELK1. Gene Ontology annotation, biological process: cell differentiation; regulation of transcription by RNA polymerase II. Bases 1056 to 2699 code for a protein of 547 amino acids. Gene Ontology annotation, cellular component: nucleus. The transcript has 12 exons. Lineage: Eukaryota; Metazoa; Chordata; Actinopteri; Syngnathiformes; Syngnathidae. The record is from RefSeq and is a predicted model, not a curated record. Gene Ontology annotation, molecular function: DNA-binding transcription factor activity, RNA polymerase II-specific; sequence-specific DNA binding.
AAAAAGUUGUGAGGAGGAGGUGUCCGUCCAAACCGGAAGAGGGAAAAACCAAAAACAGAUGAGAGGUUCACUUUUCCUUUGUUGGUUGCGUUUCAGUCGGGAAGAAGCACAGGACGUUUUUACAAACUACUUUUUGACACUUUGGGGGAGAGUUUUGGCGGCUCUAGGGGGUGAACUCUGGGGCCGCAGCCCCCGCAGUGGAGCGGCUUCGGUGGGCUGACGCACACGAGAGGCGGGGGACUCGGAGAGCUGUCAACGGAGCUAAUGCUAACGAUGUUAGUUCGAUAGGUUAACACACACGCACAAAACACCACUCCAGGGAAGUCGAAUUUUGCUUUCCUUAAAAAAAACAAAAAAAAAAACACUUAACUCGCGUUUGAAGAGGCACCGCGAGAUUCCACCGGGGAGGAUGAGAUUUGGAAGUCUGGCUAGCUUAGCAUAGCAUAGCAUUUCGUUAGUAACACGCACAAAAAAAAAAAACAACUCGAUCGACGUCCACGUAAAAAUGCUGACGUGAACAUAACACAACACUUGGACGUCCGUUAGGUACACUAAGUGCUUAGACGCGCUAUUUUAUUAUUACGGGAGGGCGAGUCGUCGUUUCUCGCGGCUCCUGUUUUCAAUUUAUUUGUUAUAUAUUUUUUCAAGUUUCGCCUUUUUGGGUGUUACCAUGGACGCUGCGCAGCCCGCCAGCGGCGCCUUGGAGCUGUUACAUAACAGCCGCAAGUCCGCCGACAUGCUGCCGCGCUGACAGCCGCAAACACGUACACGCACACAAACAUACCCCUAAGCAUACAAACAGCGAGUGGAGAGGCGUGCAAGAAGAGGAACGACAUAAAUACAACAUGGAGGAGCUGUGAGACAGCUUGCACAAGUAAACAACAACGGCAAUUUGAGCAAGAUGGAUUCAAACCCGCUUAUCAACGCAUGAUCGGAUGGCAGGAUUUUUCCAAAGCAAGAAAGCUCUGAACUUCCAUCCUUGCCCGGUUGUUGCCGUGGUGACCACUGCUUCCAAGUUGUGCCUACCCGAUUACAUUGUACUUCUAUGACAAGCCAUGGAUCCGUCCAUCACGCUCUGGCAGUUUUUGCUCCAUCUACUGGACGACCAGCGACAGCGUCACUUGAUCUCCUGGACUGGAGAGGACGGCGAAUUCAAGCUGCUUGAUGCUGAAGAAGUGGCGCGACUGUGGGGCCUGCGCAAGAACAAACACAACAUGAACUAUGACAAACUCAGCCGCGCACUCAGAUACUACUAUGACAAGAACAUAAUCAAGAAGGUGAGCGGACAGAAGUUUGUGUACAGGUUUGUGAGCCAGCCUGACCCAUUCCUGUCUGACGGGACACACACCCCUGAAGACGGCCAAAGGCGGGACAAUCUGGACGCCAACAGCCAAUCAAAAAGUUGUCUAUCCAAGAACGUUGCACAGAAGUCGUCGCCCGGCAACUCUCAUAAGAGUUCUAGAAAUGACUACAUGAAAUCGGGCCUCUACUCCACCUUCACCAUCCAAUCGCUGCAGGCCCCACCUAAUCCUCGGCCCGUCAAAACUGAACUGCUGCUGGAGCCCAUCCCCAAGCUGGACCGUGCACCCAAAGAGGUUUCCUCUCCGUCAGUGGUUGGCGAUCUGUCUCACCAGGUGAUCGUCACACAGCCGUCGCCGUGUCCCACUCCUGUUGUCAGCCCCCAUACGGCUGCCAACACCCCCAGCCAAUCACAGAAUCCUCCUGGGCAUCCUCUGAGUGACCAUCCCCACAUUUACCUCACCAGCGUCAGGGACCCUUCCUCCCUCACCCCCCUCCUUCCACUGGCUCCCGUCGGGGGUUCGGUGAGUCCCGUCCAGCCACACCACUCAACCGUCGGCUCCCAGACGCCGCCACAGGAUGACGGCAGGGAAUUUGCCAAUGUCGCCGGGUUCCCUCCCCAACAAACGCCCUCUCAGUCCGUUUUGGUCAUCAUCAACCCUCCGCCCUCGCAGCAGCAGCGUGCUACCAUGGCGUCCACACCUUCCUCGGUUGUCCCACCCCUAGCACGCCCGCCCCCGCCACCCAUCGUCAUUAAGGAGGAGACACUGCCAUCCGAGGAGGAGCUUCUGGAGAUGGUGGUGCUGGAGGAGAAACGGGUGGACGAGGUUCGUCAGUUAAUUUGCGACACGGGUGACCCACAGACACCGCUCACCAUUGUUGAAGCUCCGUCCACUCCCAGAGUCCAGCCCAGGGAGGGUAGACCAGAGGGAGAAGGAAAGGACACACACACAGGCUCAUCAGUUACCGCGGUGAUAUCAUCGAUCUCUGCUCCAGACGUGAUUGCUCCCAAACCAAAGAAGCCUCGAGGCUUGGAGCUGCCCUCCCUACCCCCAGGCCUCUCCCUGGAUAAGGUCAACGCCGCCGUCAACAGUUUGCUGGCGCCCAGCUCGGCCACCAACACGCUGACGCCCACCGUCAUCACUUCGCAUGCUCUGACUCCCGUCCUGUUGACCCCAAGUCCGCUUCCCUCCACCAUCCACUUCUGGAGCACGCUCAGUCCCAUCGCGCCUCGCUCGCCCGCCAAGCUUUCCUUCCAGGCCACCGCAACAGUCUACCAGAAUGUUUUAGAGGACUUCAUGAUUCCUUCUGCUGAGGAUCUUUAUGGAGAUGGCAGAUUUCAUCUUCCAGCAGGACCUGGCCCCUGCUCAUACCGCCAGAAGCACCAAAACCUGGUUUGAUGCCCAUGCCAUCACAGUGCUUUACUGGCGAGCCAACUCGCCAGCUCUAAAACCCAUUGAGAAUCUAUGGGGUAUUAUCAAGAGGAAAAUGAGGGGCACCAGACCCAAAAACAAAGAAGAACUGACAGCAAGCAUCAAGCAAAUCUGGGCUUCCAUAACUCCCAGGCUAUCCCACAGACUGAUUGCCUCAAUGCCACGGCGCAUCGAGGCAGUGAUUAAAGCAAAGGGAUUCCCAACCAAGUAUUGAAGGUUAACAUAUCAUUUUGAAAGUACCAUAUUUUGAUUGAUGUAAUUUGACCCUAAUUUUUAUUUUAUUUUUUCUACAAAAACUGAAGUAAAUGGUGAUUUCUCCACAGUAUUCACAUUUUUUUAACUCCUGAUUUCAUGGGUUUUAUGAGCUGGAAGCCCAAAUUUUGUAAAAAUAUACAAAUAUUUGAAAUUGUUUAAAUUGUGGGUUCUGAAUCUAUGAAAGUUUAACAUUUUGAAUGAAAUAAUGGAAAUAACUUUUCCAUGAUAUUGAAAUAUUUUGGAAAGUGUCUGUGCAGUAUAUUUGAAUCCAAAAGCUAGUUUAUUUUUAGCCUUGUCGCAUUUCUUUUAACAUCAUUUAUGAUCACUGGGAUUUGUCAAAUCAAACGCGACCAGAUACACUCCGUACCACGGCAACAACAAUGGAUCGCAAGUGUCUUGUGUUGGUAAAAAAAUAGGGAAAAAUGGUAACCGGUGCUCGGGUGAAGACGUUCGUUCAAAGAUUGCUUGAGGUACAAUAUGCCCACGUACUUUUAAUAUGAUACGGCUCACAAGCAGCCAACAAAACAUUAUGUAGCCUAGCAAGCUAGUGCUAGCACUAAUGGUUGUACGUAAACAUACUGACAUUAUGUUUAAUCAUGCUCUUAACGUUUCGGUGUGUGUGUGAAGUAAUUACAAUAAAGUAAUUUAAUUACAGUAAGUUAGCCCCCAUUAUUUCUGUCAUGUUGAUUUAACCUGACUGAUUAGAAUACAUGACCUAACGAGAGAAUAUUUUUGAAGAUACUCUGUAUACAGUACACAAGUAUAUACAGUAAAUGAACAAGUCAUUUAAAUAGACACACUGCUCAAUCUUGUGAUUUGAUCGGUUAUCAUUUUUUUAAACUCGCUGAUCAGUGAUCGGCCCCAAAAAUCCUGAUCGUGUAAAGCCUGCUGUAAACCAUUUAGUUGGAAUUUUCUAAUGUUGUAAAAUGAGUUUGAAAUUAUACUGAAGUUUUUUCAAAUCAUAGUUUGGGAUAUAUUUUCGGUUUAAACUAGGAUUGCACAAUAAUUAUCGACCGAUAACGAUCGGUCCGAUAUUGGGACACGAUGUCACACGGAUCAAUCUGCUACCUAAAAAAACUGGACUGAUAACAAGGCCAAUAUCAUUCAUUGGCACACUGGUCGGCAGCGGCUGAUGUUGCAUUGGCUUCUGACAGUCAUGGAUAUUUUGAUCAGAAUUAUUUGCCUAGAACACCAAAAACAGCCAUUAUCCCAAGUAAUAUUGCAUAUGAUCGCCAGCACUUGCUGAAAUUGCAAUCAUCAGUCACUUUGAGUAAGUAAAUAUGACGCUCGCGACCGUUUGGAACGCAGCGGUCUGGAAGACCCAGCAGCCGACGAAGCAACGGACACACGUCACAACGUACCCCAACAGAGGAGCAAGCGGAGGCGGCUUAAUCGGACACGGAAAAGUGGCGAUCGGGGCGGACCUACGACACCAGAAAUAGUCAAUAUCCGCCGUCAAUUAGCAUAUGAUCGCCAGGACUUGCUGAAAGUACGAUUAUCCAGUGACUUGAGUUUGUAACUACGAUGCUUGCGAACGUUCACCUCCUUCGGAGGCUUGGAGCACAGCUUUCGGUAAGUCCCAGCGGCCUACGAAGCAGCAGACUCGCGUAGCAGCAUAAGCCAACAGGAGCAAGCGGAGGCAGCUUUGUCAGACAUGGAAACGCAUUUGUCGGAGUAGACUAAGCAAACGAGGUAAGCCAAUACACAGCGCUGCUCGUAUUCAUCUUUUUCUCCAUAAGUUAGGGGGUCACCUCUCCAGCUUGCCAUCAAUUUAGGGGUCUUUAGCCUGGAAGUCGUUGAAGACCCCUGAUACAAACCAUUAAAAAAAUAUACCAUCGGUAAUCAGUAUUGGUUUGAAGAAGUAGCAAGUUAUUGGAAUCUGUGGCAAAAAAACAGGUAUCAUGCAUCCGUAGUUUAAACAUUUAUUAUAGGCCAGUGGUUUCUAACCUUGAUUGAGCCGAGGCACAUAUUUCAGAAAAAAGCUUGACUGCACACCACGAAACAAAAAUGUCACAAUAAAGUGGAUACGCAGGUUGCUUAUGUAUGUACCUUCGGCCAUCUAGUGGAAGAGCAUUUAAUUGAUGUCACUAAAUUAGAAAUUUUUUGGACCAAUUAAAUUAAAUGUUAUAAUUUCCCGCAGCGGCGCCACGGUGGACGACUGGUUAGAGCGUCAGCCUCACAGUUCUGAGGCCCCGGGUUCAAUCCCCGGACAUGCAAACUCCUGUGUGGAGUUUGCAUGUUCUCCCCGUGCCGGCGUGGGUUUUCUCCGGGCACUCCGGUUUCUUCCCACAUCCCCAAAACAUGCAUGAAUUGGAGACUCUAAAUUUCCCGUAGGUGUGAAUGUGAGUGCAAAUGGUUGUUUGUUUGUAUGUGCCCUGCAAUUGGCUGGCAACCAGUUCAGGGUGUACCCCGCCUCCUCCCCGAUGAUAGCUGGGAUAGGCUCCAGCACGCCCGCGACCCUAGUGAGGAGAAGCGGCUCAGAAAAUGGAUGGAUGGAUGGAAUUUCCCGCAGCAUAUCUGAUGAUCUCUCAUGGCACAGUGGCCCAAAAUCACUGAUACAAGCAAUUAUUUAAAACAUUUGGGGGGCGUGUGUGGGAUUAAUUACUCACUUUUUUGUUGUUGUUGUUUUGGUGCCCAUUACUGUGUGACCUUUUUUCAGUAAUAUGACCAUUUUUUUUCUGAAAUGUAUAACUUUAAAACUUUAUCCAAUAAUGACUUUUUUAAAACUAUAGUUAUGCUAUUUUUUCAGAAACACACCUUUUUCUUAUAUACAUGCUUUUUUCUGAAAUACAGUGGACCCCCGCUAUUCGCAGGGGACUGCGAAUUGUGAAAAUGUGUUAAUUGACGCUCCCUAAUAAUUGCCAUGGGAAAAAAAAACCUGAAAAAUAUAUGAUUAAGUGGGGGAUCAGGUAAAAAAAAAAAAAAACGCAGAUAAGUGGGGGUUUCUGCAAAUAAGAGGAUUCUGAAAAUCAAUUUUGUAAAUAGUUGAAUUUGCUAAUGCCGAACCAACUACGCGGGGCUCCACUGUAAACGCCUUUUUUGGGGAUUAUUAUUUUUUUCUCCCUCAAAAAUAUCCCCCCCAAAAAAUUUCCUAACUGCGGUUCACUGGCAAGUUAGCGGCUAUAUUAGAGAAUUACAGAAAGCGCAAAAAAGUACAUGGCUAGGUGCAUAUCGAAGAGUUGUUUUCAGCCAACAGUCUUAGUUCUGCAGUAAAAUUUGCGAGUGGGUGAAUUUGUGAAUGGCGAUUCGCAAACUGGCUAGAGUUGACCGUAAAUGUCUGUGUCUCCUCCAGUUCCCGACGAACGGCAGUAACCAGAUCCACAUCCCGGCGCUCAGUGUGGACGGUCUGUCCACCCCCGUAGUUCUGUCCCCCGGUCCCCAGAAGC